Messenger RNA from Lecanosticta acicola, 696 nucleotides. NCBI's taxonomy places the organism in Eukaryota, Fungi, Ascomycota, Dothideomycetes, Mycosphaerellales, Mycosphaerellaceae. The record is from the annotation of a GenBank genome assembly.
AUGUGGAUCAUCGAUUGGUGUAAGUGGGAGAUAGGGAACAUGUGGUGGACACGUGAAGCUGACCUCUACUCCUCGAAACAGUCUGGGACGUCCUCGCCAGCCUGGGCCUGGCUAACAAGCACGCCAAACUGCUCUUCCUCGGUCUCGACAAUGCCGGAAAGACCACCGUACGCGAUGCGCCUGUGCCCAACCGCAACACUGCAAUUCAUACUAACACCAAUCGCCUCAUAGCUCCUCCACAUGCUCAAGAACGACCGCGUAGCCAUCCUCCAACCAACCCUGCACCCCACGUCCGAAGAACUGUCCAUCGGCAGCGUCCGCUUCACCACCUUCGACCUCGGCGGCCAUCAACAAGCCCGUCGUCUCUGGAAAGACUACUUCCCCGAGGUCUCCGGCAUCGUCUUCCUCGUGGACGCCAAAGAUCCCGAACGCUUCAGCGAAUCCAAAGCCGAACUCGACGCCCUGCUCAGCAUGGAAGACCUCGCAAAGACACCCUUCCUCAUCCUCGGAAACAAGAUCGACCACCCGAAUGCCGUGAGCGAGGAUCAAUUGAGACAUGAGCUGGGAUUGUAUCAGACGACGGGCAAGGGCAAGGUGCCAUUGGAGGGAAUCAGGCCUGUCGAGAUCUUCAUGUGUUCCGUGGUUAUGCGACAAGGAUAUGGUGAUGGUAUUCGCUGGUUGAGUCAGUAUGUCUAG